UGACUGUUGCACCCUCUAUCCCAAGUCAUCCAAGCCAGCCAUGGCGCUGUUGGCGCUGUGGAUCAUCGUUACAAGCUUCGCAUCUGUGCUGUGUGCAGAGAUUGGGCCCUACCUGGAGAUCCAAAGGCACAAAGAGGCCGUUGAAAAGUUGGACCAGGAAGAUUCCGGGAUUUUGGACGGCAUUGUCGCAGUCGAGAAGCAGCACAUGGAGCAGGUCGUAUUGUAUCACGCCUUGCCAUUCUACCUCUACAUUCUCAUGUGGAUCUGGAAUGGUGUCGUAGACGAGAAGGCGUUGAAGUGGCAGACGGAAGAUCUGAAGACACCGUACCCAGUGGCAAAGUCUCCACUGAGCAUGCGGGUCUUUGAAGGCAAAAAUCGCUUCCCAUCCUUCUCAGCGCCAGAUCCCAGGGUUUGUAAGGAUUCAGUCACUGGUUUCGCUGAAGUGAGAGAUCAGCGGGACAGAGUGGGCAAGAUCAUGUCGACCGGCACAACGCAAGUGGGCGUGAAUUUCCAGAACGGUGAGUCGGAGGACUUUUCACUGCAGCCAGACGGUUGCUUUGAGCUGAUCUACACCGGGCUCGAGGCUCAAGGGAAAUAUGUGGAGGCCUUGAGCGAAGCUGAGUUAACCAAGCAGCAUGUCGACAACUCCCGCAGUUUCUCAGAGUACUUGGAACGGAUCGGUGUGUGGAACGACACCAAGAACACGCCUGAUCAUAUUGCUGGAGUGAGACAGAGAAUUAUCUCGGUGAACUUGAAUGUCUUUGGGUAUUGGCGGACAGGCUGGACAGAUUCCAGCUGGGACAUUUUCCGCAAAGGCCUCACGCUGCAUGCCUUUGGCCUGGGCGGACGGGUGCCGUUCCUGGAGGACAUUUUCAGCAACCUCCAGGCAUCGACAGACACUCAGAAGACGGUCGAGAAGCAGCUAGACUUUAUGACUUGCAUCAUUGGAAACAGAGAAUCAACAGCUGACUGUGACUCGAAGUUCGACGAGUCCCUAUGGAGCUGUGAAAGCGAGGACCAACUGGUCCAGCUGAAGAAAUCCAGCCCCAAAGCGGAGAAAUGCCACAAGAUCAUCACUGGCACAUCAGACAAUGAUCAAUGUGGCACUGAUGUCUUGCUGCAACUGAUCCUUUCGAGAGACUUGGCAAAUGAGUUGGUCUACGUGAGCGUUGAAGGCGGAAAACCCGGCUGGGAGAAUGCCAGCGAAGCGUUCUCGGAGAGCUACGAGUACGUGAAGGUAUGGUGCUCCGCGCCAACAACCUUCCACCACGACAAACUGAAGAAUCAUGAAGCCGGAGAUUCGAAGCAAGGGCGGGUUUUGCUGAGAUCAGAUGCCUUUCACAACGGUCGCCUGGUCACCUUUGCGGGUCACUCCUCUCUCUUCAAAGAUGAGCUGAUGACAAGCCUUAGUAGCUUGGGAGAGGAUGUGCGCAGGACGCUACUGGGCCGCUUUGAAGCCUGCGAGCGUCCAGACACGACCGCCCCAGGCACCACCAUGGCGCCCGAGAAGGAUCCAUCCACCACUGCGGCUGAAGAUGAGUCCAAAAAGAAGAAAACACCUGUGAAAUUUGAUGUUGGAGUCUUCAGGGUUGUUGCUAUUCUGCUGCUGGCUGUGGGUGCCAUCCUGUUUGCAUAUCAUAGAUGGCAAAGACGACCUCGACAGCCUCAAGAGGAUCGACGUGUUAUUGAAAUGCCUGAGCGUGCAUAAACAAAUGAAUGAAUGAAGGAAUCAAUGAAUAAAA
Cladocopium goreaui is the source of this 1742-nucleotide messenger RNA. NCBI's taxonomy places the organism in Eukaryota, Dinophyceae, Suessiales, Symbiodiniaceae. The record is from the annotation of a GenBank genome assembly.